UCGUUAAAACUUCAGUCUCUGUGGACGCGUUGUGAGAUGUAAUAUUCUUACAAGUUAACAAAAUAUUGUGUAAUGUGAAACGUUUUAUACAUAUAAACGACUAUUAAAUUUUUAUACAGACUCCAUUUGCCUUGAUUCGGCCAUAACGUUCUACAAAAUGAUAGUGAGCAAUAUAAUAACCGUCACUUUUUUCGUCAUAAUUGGAACAACGUUUGUGAGUGCAAGCGAACAACGUCAGGAAUUAAAACAAAGAGUAAUUCGGCACCAGGAAAAAAAUUCUUCAGAUGUCCUACUUGGUGCUCUUUCGAACUUCGGCGUUGUGCGAAGAUCUUUAAGUCCAAUGCUGAUCGAAAAGGACGGUAUUAAUUAUGUGGUAAAUAAACAACACAUUUCGAAAGAUGAUAAUAAAUCGAGGAACGUGAUAGAAAAAUUAAAAACAUCAGUGACAUUCCGAGAUAACAUACUAUACAUUUUCUCAUACUUAUUACACAAUCGCGAAACUGGACUCACGGAAGAGCAAUAUACAUCCCUGCAGAUUCUUAAUGAGUUUCUCAAGAAGAAAAUGGCUUAUACAUAUAAUUUAAUAUCCAUUCUAUCUAAAUUAAAUACCGUGGACAAGAAUCAACAGACAGCUAUAAUACUAUUGUCGCUGAUAAAAAAUCUACCGUCCUAUCUUCAAUGCACAGCUAGAUUCUUGAUUAAUGAGAUAGAACAAGAGAGGAUCGAUUUAAAUAAAUUACUCAAUCAGACAUCUGAGACGUUUAAUUACCUUAUCAAUAUUGAUUUAGGCAUUUUGAAAAGUAAGAUAAAAAUUGUCGACGACGAAAUGGAAGGAUAUGACAAGUAUUCGAAUAUUACGCAAAAAGCUCUCGGUCCAGUGUUCGUGAAGCUUUUUUACAAUUUACAAACGCGCACGCUAUCUUUGUCGCAAAAUCUGUUCGGCUUGAUAUUGAUAAACUUGCCCAAUCCUAACGAUGAUCCUGCAUUGGAGGAAAACAUCAGAUAUCUCUACGACUUAACCAAAAAUAAUAACAUUGAUCAUAAAACCUGGGAUUUGAUUGAAGAACAUUCCAUAAGUAGCGACGCUUACAAACUUGUAUUUUCCGUCCUGUCGAAGAUCCUCGUCUCGGACGUAGGAAUGGUUGUGAAGAACGCUGCGGCUUACGUCUAUCAUCACUUGAGACUCGUGAUGACUCCGACUUAUGACAAUCCGAACAUGAUAUAUCUACAUCGUCUGAUUAAACAAGACAUAGAUAUCGAAAUGCUAUUCUCGGCGAUCGUUCCUCAAGAGUUCGGUCCGGAUGCGAUCCGUUUGAAAGACCAUCUGGUUACGUAUUUCAUGCAUAAUUACAGAAAUGGAGAUUUGGAUAAAAUUCUCAACGGAUUCAACAGAUUUGCCUACCGUGAUCCCUUAGAUCUUCUCAUCGCAUUCCUAACGAGACUUGUGAAUCGUAUUCCAAGCUUUCCAAAUAGUAGUCUACAAACGAUACAGCAAUCAAUUACACCUCUGCUGUCAACUUUGAUCUUGAAAAAGUCUACCAGAACUUUUACGCCGUUUGUUUCACCCGAGAUUGAUGUAUUGAUACUCAUAGAAUCUCUGAAGAUUCCUGACAUAGAACCGGUGUUUCAAUCGACAAUAGAUUCCAUAAAAUUUGAAUUAAUCUCACAGCCACAAUUAUCUGUGCUUGUGAGUACUUUAUUGCCGACGGAAAAAUACAAUUGUCUUACACCUAUCCAAUGUUUGAUCUAUACGUUCCAGAAGAUACAAAGUUUACAUGAUAAUCUGCCUAUGACAUUAAUGACAAAUAUUCAAACCAUAACAUAUAUUUUGAAGACUAGAUUAACACAAAUACAAAAUUAUUUUAUACCGCAAUUUUUCAUUCCAUCUGAUACAGAUAUUGUUUUCAACGUAAGCAAUUAUGAAAUUAAACAGAUAAAGAAGUCGCAAAUAAUACCCAAUAACUUAAAUGAUAGCUUGUAUAAAUGGAAGUUAAAAAGUUAUUAUAAUGUGACAUCUGAUGUGCAAUAUGGAUCGUCAAACAAUGCAAGAAGGCAAAUUACGGAAAAUAAUAAACAAACAACCAAAAAAAUGAAAAAUAUUAAAUCUACAAAAACGAAAGUGGAAUCGUCUACAAUCGUUACAAAUCAAGCGCAAACCACCAAACAUACGGAAUCAAGUAAACUUUCUCAAGAAAAUUUAUCGGAUCAGUUUUUAAUUUUUUCGACAACAUCGAUAUAUGCUGAUUCUCCUGAAACUACUACUAAACCAUUGCAGAAACCAGAAAAGGAGCAACCUCAAUCAAUAUCUGUUUCACCGAAUAUUAUUGAAGAUCGAGAGUCCGAUGUUGAUUCUUUAAAUAUAAAAGAGGAAGGAAUUUCACCCCAAUUGAAUGUAAUCGAGGAUAUUGAAAGUCAAAUAUAUCCACUCGAAGAGAUAAAUAAAGAUAUCACAAUGAAAAAAUCUAUAGUGAAGAAAAUACAUAAAAACGAAACUAGAAAAAAAAAUUUUGUAGAAAAACCGACGAAGACCGAAAAACCAACUACAAUUAUUACGACAAUAUUACCAAAUAUAGAAUCUAAUAUUAAAGAAAAACAAGAGUCCGAUGUUAUUUCACAUAUAAAAGAAAAAGAAUUUUCAUUCCAACAAGAGUCCAAUGGUAUUUCAUAUAUAAAAGAGGAAGAAUUUUCAUCUCAACCGAAAACAAGCGAAGAAAAUGAAAGUCAAACGUAUUCACUCGAAGAUGUGAGUAAAGAUGUCACGACAGAAAAACCUACGCCAUCAGUGAAGACAAUACAUAAAACUAAGAAAGAAAAAACAAACAUUCCAGAAAAAACGACAGAUGAUGUUCCUAAAAAUAUAACUACAUCAGUAUUACCGCCAAGUAUAGAACUUAAUGAGCCUCUUAAAAUACAAUUAUUAAAUGAUAACAUUCCAAUUGUAACGCCCGACGAUCAUAAUAAAACAGUGCCUGGACUCGUUUUACCGCAAAUCACGAAACUUCUCAAACCCGCGAAUAUAAAUGAUUUCUUUUUAAAUGAUGACACACCGGUAGUAACACAAGUAUUACAACCAUUAUCUGUCAUAUUUGGCAAAAAUUAUAUUAAGAAAAUUCUUCAAGAUGAGAUAAAUGUUCACCGCACAAAUAUUGCAUUAUUAUUAGCGGUAUUGAAAAAAGCCAUAACUUAUGAGCAAGUAACAACAAAUAUAAAUUUGAUGGAUUUAAUACAAAAAUAUAUCUCUGCUAUAGAAUACAUCAGUCCAACGAUACUGUUUCCCAUCGUUGUUUCGUCAAAGAAAUUAGUAUCAAGAGUUGUUUAUUCUACGUUUAAUGUACAUGAUUUGACCCAUAGUAUAAUUAGCGAAAGACCGCCUGCUGAAGCGACCCCCGACACUAUUACUAUACCUCUCGUCAAUCCUAAAAUAUGGCUGCAAUCUAUAAAUUCAUCUGAUCCUUACGCCGAUCUACUACCUACUUUAGAAGAGGAAAGUGCUUUCGCGAAAACAAUAGAGCCUCUCAAAAAUAUUUUGACGUCUAAAAAAAAAAUCGUGGAAAUACUUGGACCAGAUUUCCAGCCGCUAGUGUAUCCGAAUAUAGGUACACUGUUGAUAACGCUUUUGCAAAAAUUGCGAAAAACUGAAAUAAUUCAAUCGGACCCCGACCUACGGUCCUUGAUUAACAUGUAUAUUUAUGCUAUUGAAAUACCAUCGAUGAACAUUCAAGUGUCCGAAGACAAUUUUGUGAAAAUGAUGUCUGAAACUACAGGUCAAUGGCAGCCUGAAUUAACGAGUUUAAUUAUUGCUCUGCCAACGCCCAAGAAUAAGGGUGAAGUUGCUAUGAUGCAGAAAAUGAAGCAAUUUUUGAAUGAUCUAACGCUGUUGGAAAAAUUGCACAUAACCAAACCUUCAUCAACUAUGUCUCGCGGAGAAUUACUGUAUAAAAUUAUUCUGAGUGCAUUGUCUGGUAAAACGCAUUUGAAAAAACAAGAUCUGAAAGCAUUCAAGUAUUACAAAGAUAAGGUGAAAUUUACUGAUAUGGGUGCCUUACCCAUCAAAUGGGUGUGGGUCAAAAUAUACGUAGCUAAAAUAAAAAUAAAUCUGGGCAGUAUAAUUCAGCAGACAGUGGAUUUUAAUGAAUUGACGUAUAAAGAAAAAAUAAUAUACAACAAUGUCAUUACAUAUCUGGCUGAAAAUCCGAAUUUACUUCAGGAUAAUGAAGAUUUUGAAUUCCAAACGUUUAAGACACAAGGACAAUUUAUCCAGGGACUGUUCAAACAUUUAUUGAAGAAGCCACAAAUUAAUAAAAAAAUUAAAAAGGACAUUCAGAAAUUACUUCCACGCGUAAAGUUAACUGGGCAAGGUGCAAUCCCGAUAUCAAACCUUUCUGAAUUUUAAAAUAUUAAAUAAUAUAUUUUAUUGUAAAUUAAAGGACUAAUUAGAAUAAUUUUAUUUUGAUUUAGAAGAAACAAAAAGCUUUAUUCAAGCCGACUAUAUUAUUUAAUAAAAAAUUAAUUUAAAAUAUUCAUUAUUUGUAAUGCUAAUCAAUUUGCUAUAUUAUUAUUAUUUAAAAAUCAUUAUCAUUUUAAAAUCUUUACUAAUUACAAAUAUAAGAAUGCGAUUAUAAUUUAAGCUGCAAAACAUGUAAGUCUGUUGUAAGCACAAUUUGUAAAACAAAGAAAAAAUAGAAAUGUAUGUAGAGAAA
Messenger RNA from Camponotus floridanus (Florida carpenter ant), 4700 nucleotides. RefSeq lists its product as uncharacterized. The transcript has 3 exons. The record is from RefSeq and is a predicted model, not a curated record. The coding region runs from base 158 to 4393 and encodes 1411 amino acids. NCBI's taxonomy places the organism in Eukaryota, Metazoa, Arthropoda, Insecta, Hymenoptera, Formicidae.